Messenger RNA from Helianthus annuus (common sunflower), 1554 nucleotides. RefSeq lists its product as uncharacterized. Lineage: Eukaryota; Viridiplantae; Streptophyta; Magnoliopsida; Asterales; Asteraceae. The coding region runs from base 427 to 1362 and encodes 311 amino acids. The record is from RefSeq and is a predicted model, not a curated record. The transcript has a single exon.
UUUAGAGGCCCAGGUUAAUAUUUGACACAUACCACAGAAACGCAAAUUGCAUUUUCUCUAAUCAUUUGUUUGUCAUACUUUUUGAUUUCAAGCUUCACAAACCAUGCCUCCAAAAUUCCUCACUCUUGGCUGACUCCAAUAGCCAUCAGUGGGUCCAACCCCACUUCACUACGUGCCCUGCCCUACCCUCUCCUCAUUUAUAAAUAUCCACAUCAUCCCUACCGGUCUCGAAUAAACCCUUUCACGCCGUUGGAUAUGCCCCGUGCUUCUCUCCUUUCAAAUCCAAAUUAAAAUAUCCUUUUUCAUUACACCAAGAUAACAUUAAUUAGCUUCUAAUCUUCCAGUAAUCUCACGGAUAUUCUCAACAAUAUUCUUCGCAACCGUUUAUAUGCGUGUCGCGUAAACAUACAACUCUUGCAUCCCUCAAUGGCUGUGAGAGUAAAACGUGUCACUGAUCCGUUAGAUGAUCGUGUCAAGAACCGAAUCGUUGCUGCGUACCAUAGCAGCGGCAGCGAACACAGCGGCACCGCCAGCCAUAUCAGUGACGACGAUGAUGAUUCAUCUCAUUCCGUUCAUUCACUCUCUUAUCUUCUUCGUUGUUUCGAUGAAGAAAACGAUGACGACGAUGCGAUCAACACGGAUGAACAAGACGUAAAGCCUCGUGCACACGAAAGUGAUUCGGAUUUUUCGGAUUCGGAUUCGGAUCAAGGCGAAGAAAAACUGGAAGAAAUUAAUUCGACAAUGCGUAACCUAAACGUUGAUAGGUUUAGAAACGUUCUGUUCUCGAAUGUUUUGGAAGCUAUGGCUGUUUUUCGCUGUUUAAAACCUAACACACAGAUUCUCAACCGUAACGUCAUGAUGUUUUUACAGAAACUUGGUUACAACGCCGCGAUCUGCAAAACAAAGUGGCGGAGCUGCGGCGGACUCACCGCCGGUAACUACGAGUUCAUCGACGUCGUUCAGUCCGGUUCCGGUGUUCGUUACUUCAUCGACGUCAACUUCGCCGGAGAGUUUCAGAUCGCCAGACAAACGAAUCAGUUCCGGCGGUUUUUACAAAACUUGCCGGUCGUUUUCGUCGGAAAAAGUGCAGAUCUGAAGGUGAUUGUGAAAUUGAUGAGUGAUGAAAUAAGGAGGUCGAUGAAAUGUAGGGGAUUACUGCUUCCUCCGUGGAGGAAAAACCGGUUCAUGCAGAAUAAGUGGUUUGGGCCGUACCGGCGAACGGUGAACUAUAUUCCGGCGAAUAUUGCUUCUUGUUUGACGGUUCCAGUUAACCAGAUGACAGCGAACGUUAAAUGCAGUAUGAUUGGGUUUAGUGUUGUUGACAGUGCUCCGUUACUCAACGCGGCAACCCGUACAAGAUAAAUUAAAAUAUUUCGUAAUCUGGAAAUGCUGCAAUUUGACUUUUUUUAAUCAGAUAAGAUAACAAGGGUAAAUACAAUAUUGAUGUUUCGCUCCAAAUCUACUAAUCAAUGUUAAAAGUGUAUAGUUCUUAUAAUAUAUUUAUUGUAAAAAUCGAACGCUAUUUAUUUUUAUGAUUUUCGAAUUUGAUGCUAA